Molecule: messenger RNA, 1758 nt
Organism: Oryza brachyantha (malo sina)
Lineage: Eukaryota; Viridiplantae; Streptophyta; Magnoliopsida; Poales; Poaceae
Product: dihydrolipoyllysine-residue acetyltransferase component 4 of pyruvate dehydrogenase complex, chloroplastic
Exons: 6
Coding region: 101-1519 (472 amino acids)
Biological process (GO): pyruvate decarboxylation to acetyl-CoA
Cellular component (GO): chloroplast thylakoid; pyruvate dehydrogenase complex; chloroplast envelope
Molecular function (GO): dihydrolipoyllysine-residue acetyltransferase activity
Source: RefSeq, a predicted model, not a curated record
UCGCCGCCGCUCUCCUUAAUACCCACAGGCCACAGCCACCGGAACAAGCGAGGCAGCAGUCACCCGCAACCUCCUCGUCUCCACCUCGGCCGCUGCUGCAAUGGCGACGGCGCCGGCGACCCUCUCGCUCUCCUCCGCCGCGUUGCCGGCGCGCCUACGCGUCGGGCGGGCGGGGCCGGCGGCGGCGCUGGUGGCCUCCGCGCGGCGGCGGGGGAGGAUGGUGGUGCGGGCCAAGAUCCGGGAGAUCUUCAUGCCGGCGCUCAGCUCCACCAUGACGGAGGGGAAGAUAGUCUCCUGGACGGCCGCCGAGGGGGACCGCGUCAGCAAGGGGGACGCCGUGGUGGUCGUCGAGUCCGACAAGGCCGACAUGGACGUCGAGACGUUCCACGACGGCAUCGUCGCGGCCGUGCUCGUCCCCGCCGGGGAGUCCGCCCCCGUCGGGGCCCCCAUCGCGCUGCUCGCGGAGUCCGAGGAGGAGGUCCAGGCCGCCCUCGCCAAGGCCCAAGAGCUCUCCAAGGGCCAGCCGCAGCAGGCCCCUCCACCGUCCGAUUCCGCUGAGCCGCCGCCGCCUCCUCCGCCCGCGGCUGCUCCAGCCGCUGCUCCCGCACCGGUGGCAGCUGGCACGAAGGGCAUUGCCACCCCGCAAGCUAAGAAGCUUGCCAAGCAGCACAGGGUGGACCUCGCUAAGGUGACUGGCACUGGGCCGUUCGGACGAAUUACGCCGGGCGACGUUGAGGCUGCCGCUGGCAUCCAACCGAAACCUAAGGUUGCUCCUGCUGCCACUGCGGCUCUUUCUGCUCCGGUGAUUGGGGCCGUUCCACAGGCGGCGGUGCUUCCUCCAGUGCCCGGUGCAACGGUGGUUCCAUUCACCGGUAUGCAGGCUGCAGUGAGCAAGAACAUGGUGGAGAGCCUCUCGGUGCCAGCAUUCCGUGUGGGAUACCCAAUCGUGACCGAUAAGCUCGAUGCGCUAUAUGAGAAGGUCAAGUCAAAGGGGGUGACCAUGACGGUUCUGCUGGCAAAGGCUGCAGCUAUGGCGCUUGCGCAGCAUCCUGUGGUGAACGCUAGCUGCAGGGAUGGGAAGAGCUUCACUUACAACAGCAACAUCAACAUUGCGGUGGCCGUCGCAAUUGAUGGUGGACUCAUUACACCUGUUCUGGAGGAUGCUGAUAAGCUGGAUAUAUAUUUGCUCUCACAAAAAUGGAAGGAACUAGUCAAGAAGGCUCGUGCAAAACAGCUCCAACCAAAUGAAUACAGCUCUGGGACAUUUACACUAUCAAACUUGGGUAUGUUUGGUGUAGAUAGGUUUGAUGCAAUUCUUCCACCUGGCCAGGGAGGCAUAAUGGCUGUUGGAGCCUCAAAACCUACAGUGGUAGCUGAUAAAGAUGGUUUCUUUAGUGUCAAGAGCAAAAUGCUGGUCAAUGUCACUGCGGAUCACAGAAUUGUAUAUGGUGCUGAUCUGGCAGCAUUCCUGCAAACUUUUGCAAAGAUUAUUGAGGAUCCUGAGAGCUUAACUUUGUAAGAUUUCCUUGGAAAUGUCGUCUAUCUUCACCAAUCAUUAGCUUGAUUCCUAUGGAGGUCUAUUGCCGAAUACCAUUUUUGUAUCUUUAAUAACUCAGUGGAUAUUACUUUUCAGUUGUAUGUGCCAGUUUUUUCCUCUGAAUGUUGGGUACUGUUGAGAGAUGAUACAAUUAUGUUUCGGAGAGCAAUAAGCUAUAAUUGUAGAAUAGUUUGGUAAUUAUAAUUCUCUACAAUUCAGUA